GUUUGAGAGCUUCACCCGAGCUCCAAGACACAGCUUCCACCCACCUCACCAACCACUUGCCGUCAUUCUUAAUCUCGUCCCUCUUCUGGAUUCGCUUCUAUAUUGAACCUCUCCUCGCUGAAGCCUCUUUUCUUACUUCCUACUGCGGAGAUAAUCCAAGAUGUUCAUCGCGCGAUCGGAAUAUGACCGUGGAAUCAACACCUUCUCCCCCGAAGGGCGUCUGUUCCAGGUCGAAUACUCGCUUGAAGCUAUCAAACUGGGAUCGACAGCGAUCGGUGUAGCUACCUCGGAAGGUGUCAUUCUAGGAGUGGAGAAGCGUGUCACAUCUACGCUUCUCGAAGCGUCGUCCGUCGAAAAGAUUGUCGAAAUUGAUCAGCACAUCGGAUGUGCCAUGUCCGGUUUGCAGGCCGAUGCCCGGUCCCUGGUCGAGCACGCCCGCGUUGAAUGCCAGAACCAUGCCUUUCACUAUGCAGAGCCUCUGAGAGUAGAGAGCACGACCCAGGCGAUCUGCGACCUUGCACUGCGAUUCGGCGAGACCGGUGAUGAUGAUGAAAGUGUCAUGAGCAGGCCUUUUGGUGUUGCCCUAUUAAUCGCGGGUUAUGAUGAGGAUGGGCCGCAACUGUAUCACGCCGAGCCAUCCGGCACAUUUUACAGAUAUGAUGCAAAGGCCAUCGGGUCCGGAAGCGAAGGUGCGCAGGCGGAAUUACAGAAUGAAUACCAUCGUUCCUUGACACUGCCCGAGGCCGAGACACUGGUAUUGAAAACGCUGAAACAGGUCAUGGAGGAGAAGUUGGAUGCGAAGAAUGUCCAGCUGGCUAGCGUUACUAAAGAGAAGGGCUUUCAUAUCUACAAUGACGAGGAGAUGGGCCGGGCUGUUGCGCAAUUGGGCGGUAAUCAAUGAGUAAGGAUUUAAUGGACGUAUGUUGAGAUUCCGCCUACAUAUAUCAGGAAAACUUACGACGUCCGCCGUGGACCGGUGUCUGUUUGACAUCUGAUAGAAGAGCAAUGACAUAAACAUUCUGCG
Aspergillus novofumigatus IBT 16806 is the source of this 1024-nucleotide messenger RNA. RefSeq names its product proteasome core particle subunit alpha 5 (gene pup2). The record is from RefSeq and is a predicted model, not a curated record. The transcript has 5 exons. Gene Ontology annotation, biological process: proteasome-mediated ubiquitin-dependent protein catabolic process. Gene Ontology annotation, cellular component: proteasome core complex; proteasome core complex, alpha-subunit complex; nucleus. NCBI's taxonomy places the organism in Eukaryota, Fungi, Ascomycota, Eurotiomycetes, Eurotiales, Aspergillaceae. The coding region runs from base 161 to 901 and encodes 246 amino acids.